Molecule: messenger RNA, 442 nt
Organism: Ectocarpus sp. CCAP 1310/34
Lineage: Eukaryota; Phaeophyceae; Ectocarpales; Ectocarpaceae
Source: the annotation of a GenBank genome assembly
UGCAUUGCAUUAGAUGGCGGGGGACCCGGAGGAAUCGACGGUGAAUUGCGUCGACGCUUGGGUGGCCAAGCUUCUGGAUGGGAAGACCUUGGCUGAGAGUGAGGUAGUGCAACUCUGCAAUAAGGCCCGGGAUGUGCUGUUGGAGGAGUCUAACGUGCAGCCAGUGCGGUGUCCGGUGACUGUGUGCGGAGACGUGCACGGGCAGUUUCAUGACCUGAUGGAGCUAUUCCGGAUAGGCGGCAAGGCUCCGGACACAAACUAUUUGUUUAUGGGUGACUACGUCGACAGGGGUUACUACUCGGCAAGUGCAAUUGAUGCGUGUGAAAGGUUGCAGCCCAUCGGAAUCCGACGUUCGCAAAGUGUUCUUGAUCUGGCCACGUCGGUGCCACUGCUGGCGCUGUGGCAUGAUCUGAUGCUACACAUGUCGCUUUUUGGUGCUUGA